Manis javanica (Malayan pangolin) is the source of this 612-nucleotide messenger RNA. The record is from RefSeq and is a predicted model, not a curated record. NCBI's taxonomy places the organism in Eukaryota, Metazoa, Chordata, Mammalia, Pholidota, Manidae.
GACUAGUCCCAGUGACAUGGAAGUUUCUGGUGUAUUUCCCUCAAGGUCGUGAACAGGCUGAACUAACUGGUCUCCGACUUGCAAGCUUGGGGUUGAAGUUUAAUAAAAUUGUCCAUUCCUCCAUGACCCGUGCAGUAGAAACCACUGACAUCAUUAGCAAACACCUGCCAGGGGUCUGCAAGGUCAGCACAGACCUGCUGAGGGAAGGUGCCCCCAUCGAGCCCGACCCGCCUGUGUCCGACUGGAAGCCCGAAGCUGUGCAGUAUUACGAAGAUGGAGCCCGGAUUGAGGCCGCCUUCCGGAACUAUAUCCACCGGGCAGACACCAAGCAGCAGGAGGACAGUUACGAGAUCUUCAUCUGCCACGCCAACGUCAUCCGCUACAUCGUGUGUCGGGCACUGCAGUUUCCUCCAGAGGGCUGGCUUCGCCUCUCCCUUAACAACGGCAGCAUCACCCACCUGGUGGUCCGGCCCGAUGGCCGAGUGGCGCUCAGGACCCUUGGGGACACGGGGUUCAUGCCUCCUGACAAAAUCUCCCGCUCCUGAGGCCUGCCUCAAGGACCAGCUCUCUGCAGCACCCUGCCCGGCUCUGGCCGGGGUGCCACUAACAACG